AUGGCUCCGACGCUGGGGGCGGCGGCGGCGGCACAAGCCGGAGGAGCCGGGAGCAGGAGGAGGAGGAGGCGGCAGCUGAGGCGGCCGGCGACCGGGACCCGGCGGCGGCUCCUGCGGGCGGACACGGGGCGGAGCCUAAACACCGAAGGCGGGGCGGCCCGAGGAUCCGCCCCGCCCGCGCGCCAGGAACAAAGGCGCCCGCGCGCCCGUGGGGAGGACCCCCGCCCCCGGCCCACCGCGCCUGCGCCCCGCGACCCCCGGCCAGGCCGCAAGCGGGGGCGCGGGGCGCCAUGGUACGCCCCGCUCUCAAGCAAUCCGUCCGUCGCUCGGCCCCGCAGAGCUUCCUCACGCGACCCCGGCAGGGCGCGGGGCCUCCACCGGCCCCGUCACGCACGGCAGCCCCGCCCACAGGCUGCAGGCCCGCGACCGACCGGCCCGUCAGUCAGGCGCUCGUGCACGCGAAGCCACCCGCCCACUGUCCCGCACAGGCCCGACCGCAGCCUCCGCGCCGCCCGCACAGCCACCUGGAGAAGAUGCUUCUGUCUGGAAUCAUUCACCCUCUUCGUCUUCCUGAAUGCUGUGAAAACUGAGGACAUCUGCGGUCAUGGGGAGGCAUGCCUGACACGUGUUGCGCCAGGUGCUGCAUUUCAGAGAGGCGCGGCCCAGCAGAGCUUUCCGGAGAAAGAUCCAGGGACACUGGUCCCCAGUUUACUGAUGAGGACGUUCAGAGAAGUUCUACAUGACUUACCGAGCGGCCACGUCACUCACAACUGGGGACUUGAACCUAUCCACCUCUGUUUUCUGCCUCACAAGAGGGCCUCUGGCUUAGCAAACUUCCCUGAUCUGCCUCUGGAGCACUUAGCACAGCUGCAUCAGACCAUUCCCUACUGCAGUACAGGCACAGAAAUGCCAAGAGCCAAGGACAGUAGAGUGUGCUAAGGGCUCCUGGAGCACUAAGAAGGCACUCUUGACCUCCACCAGAACUGUUGGUGGCUGUGGAGAGAAACAGAAGUGACAGACAGCAUUUAUGAGGAUAUGCCAGCUCCAAACAAGGGAACCUUCAAGAAAAAGGGCUUGAUUGAGAACUGAUAACCUGGGACCUCAUCAGUCCAGAAGCUCAGGAAGAGAGCCUGGUGGGACCAGGAUUUUUGGAUGCUAAUCUUUCAAUGACAGAGCAUCAUAAGAAGGGCUAGAGAUGACAGCUGUUAUCAAAUGGGUCCUGUGCCAAUUUCUGGGCUUCACUACAAGGAGGAGCUAUUUUUGAAGAAGCUGAGGCAUAAUCCUUGCAAAUAAUAAGAGCACUUCACUAUUCAGCUUCUACCAGCACUCUGCAACAGAGCUGCCAUCUUCUCAAGAAAAAACAAUGCACUGAAGAGAAUAUCCAAGAAGCUAAAAAUAUGGCAAUUAAAAGGUACACAGGAAAUAAGCAGCUCGGCCAGUCUAUCCCAAAUCAAUACAAGCAUGGCCUGGUUCUGGCACUGUUUUGAAAAGGAGAUGAGAUGGGAGGGAAGUUAUAACUCAAAAGUAAGAGGUAUGAAAAUAUUUAACUUUUGACACUUCUUCCUCAAAUCAAAUAUGGUGGAAAGGAAGAGAUAAGAGUUGUUUGAGUCUUUCUUGCUUUUUGGAAUCCUUGAAGCAUUUCUGGAAUUUAAGUUCUUGGUUUUUGUUUAGAAACCACAGCAGGUAAUGCCAUGAAGCUAGAGUCCAAACCAGUGGCCUCAAACUGCUAGGGACAGGAGAACCCCAGAGCUGCAGUCACCUUGCUGACCUGUGAGGUCAACAGAACCUCCACAGAGAAAAUAAAUACAUGCUUGAUUCACACACACUGGCCUACUGCUCAGAGUCUAGAAUUGUUUAUUAGACACACACACACACAAACACACACAGCUCAUGACUAAAAACAGAGGCCAUCAUUGUGAGAGAAUCAUUAAAUAUGUUUUACUAUGAAUGGCUCGCUUCCAACAUCUAUGUUGUCCAAAGCCAAGCUGAGGGAAUAGAUUCUAAAUACAAAAGCAUCACAGAUGCCACAAGCCAGAUUUUUCUCAGGCUAGAAAUGCAGCAAACCACAAUCUUUUAACCAUUUAUGUGAAUGCUAAAUUGGCAGGCUGUGUCAAAUUCUCUCAAAGCGUCAAAGAAUCCAUUGAUUCACUUGGAGAACAGGGGCGUGUGUUUGCUUUGUGGGCACAUAGGACAGGAGUUCCUGGGCUUGGAGGGCUCGUCUGGCAGGCAGCCUGGGCUGCCCAAACAGUGGUUUCAGAAUGAGAGCAACAAAAGGCCUCCUCAUGCUCCAGGGAGGGUCUCCUGAAUUAGGUAAAUAGCACUUGAAUAUUUAUGUUUUUAUUUUUGGUUUGGAAUAACAUGAAAAGAAUAAACAAUACUAGAUGACCACCAGCUAAUGGAGUGGCAGCAAAUGGGUGCUACUAGGAUGGACAGUCUAUAUAAAGUUCCCUGCCCACCAACAUGGUUCAAGGAUUUUUAGUCACGUAUAUUCCUUCAUCAUGGACAUGUACAGCCCUUUGGGACAGCCAGAUGGCAUCUGUAGCAUAAAUAGGCUGUAUCUGUUUUUUGACCCAGAUGUACUACUUCUGGAUACUUAUCUUUGAGAAAUAAAUAGAAGGAAUAUACUCUGAGCCUGAAAAUGUACAAGUCACAUUCCAUAAAACCAGUUUUUAAAUUUCACAAACUUGGCUCAAAAAAAAACCAAAAAAACACACACUGUAAUUUCCUUAACCUCUAGUUGAAAUUUAGUAUUUCUUCUUAAAUAUUAAUGUGGGCAAUGAACUAUAAUAAUAUCAGUAGUACCUGUUAUUACCACCAAUAAAUGUCAUAUUUUCAUAUCACAA
This is a messenger RNA of Oryctolagus cuniculus (rabbit), 2843 nucleotides long. The record is from RefSeq and is a predicted model, not a curated record. NCBI's taxonomy places the organism in Eukaryota, Metazoa, Chordata, Mammalia, Lagomorpha, Leporidae.